UACUCGACGCCCGAGGGCGCGGUGCGCGAGGAGGCGGUGCGGCUGCGGCGCGUGGGCGGCCAGACGGUGCCGCAGGUGCGCGGCCGCGUGCGCUGGACCAGCCCCGAGGGCCGCGCCUUCGAGCUGCGCUACGAGGCCGACGAGAACGGAUACCGCGUGCACCCGCAGUCCUACUCGACGACAGGUGAGGCGGCGGCGAACCCGACAGCUGGUGAGAGCGAGGUGACCUUGAACGAUCAGCUGGCGCCAUUCGACCUCGCCGGCGCGGAAGCCAAUAGGCGACCACAGCGGCGGUCUCGUCUCCCGCAGUCGGCGAAAGAACUCGUGCAUUAA
This is a messenger RNA of Gryllus bimaculatus (two-spotted cricket), 333 nucleotides long. The record is from the annotation of a GenBank genome assembly. Lineage: Eukaryota; Metazoa; Arthropoda; Insecta; Orthoptera; Gryllidae.